This is a messenger RNA of Mercenaria mercenaria, 4118 nucleotides long. Its product is annotated as arginine-hydroxylase NDUFAF5, mitochondrial-like. The coding region runs from base 165 to 1268 and encodes 367 amino acids. Gene Ontology annotation, biological process: mitochondrial respiratory chain complex I assembly. Gene Ontology annotation, cellular component: mitochondrion. Gene Ontology annotation, molecular function: S-adenosylmethionine-dependent methyltransferase activity. The transcript has 11 exons. NCBI's taxonomy places the organism in Eukaryota, Metazoa, Mollusca, Bivalvia, Venerida, Veneridae. The record is from RefSeq and is a predicted model, not a curated record.
ACUGUACUAUUGACCAAUCAAAAGGCAUCAAACUAAAACAUGGCUGCGCCCUUGAUUUCGAGACUGACUUUUGUUGUUUUUCGUUAAAUUGAAGAAAAUAAAGUGUUUUGUUGAUAAAAAUGCAUUUUACAUUAAUUUUGCAACUUUAGGAAAUAAUCUUAGACAUGGCUAGCAGCAUGACACCACGAUUCGUUGGCUGUGCGAGGAUGACAAACGUGUUUGACCGUUUGUCAUGUUUGUUGACAAUGUCCAGCAGAUUGUUCAGUUCUCAGCGUAAAGGUGAAACAGUCAUGAAUGUGUUUGAUCGCAGAAGUAAGAGAAUCCAGAGAGAUAGAACAACAUUAAUGAAAGAUUACAAAGUGUAUGAGUACUUGAAGGAAGAAUUUGGUUACAGAGUGGCUGAUAGAGUUUUAGAUGUGAAAAGAGAGUUUGACAUAUUGGUAGACCUGGGUUGUGGCAGAGGUUAUGCAUCCAAACACCUCCUCAAAGAUACAGUCAAAUCAAUAUACCAGUGUGAAUUAUCAGAGAAGAUGCUACUUCAGAGUGAAGUGUCACCAGAAGUACCAACACAGAGAAUAGUGAUGGAUGAGGAAUUUCUCCCAUUCAAAGAUGAAUCUCUAGACAUUGUUAUUAGUAGUCUAAGUUUACACUGGGUAAAUGAUCUACCUGGAUGUUUUAGACAGGUACAUAAUGCAUUGAAGAAAGAUGGUGUGUUCCUUGGCUGUUUGUUUGGUGGUGAUACACUGUAUGAAUUGAGGGUAUCUUUACAACUUGCUGAGCAAGAAAAAGAAGGGGGUUUUGCUGCACAUGUCUCACCAUUUACGUCUGUACAGGACCUAGGAAAUUUACUAAAUAGAGCUGGUUUUACAAUGUUAACUAUCGAUAUAGAUGAAAUGGUUAUAACUUACCCAACUAUACAUGAGUUAAUGCAUGAUCUCAAAGGAAUGGCAGAAAAUAAUUGCGCUUGGUCUAGGAAAAGCCAUCUACGUAGAUCUACUACUGAAAGAGCAGGAGAAAUAUAUAAAGAAAUGUAUGGAAAUGAACAAGGUGUUCCAGCCACAUAUCAAGUAAUUUAUUUCAUAGGAUGGAGACCCCAUCCAUCACAGCCUAAACCAGCACAGAGGGGUUCUGGUCAAAUCUCUUUGAAGGAUCUAGAAAACUUUGAAGAAUUAGCUAAUAAACUUAGUGAGGACACAGACAAAAAUAGCCCAGCAUCUUCUAACAGUGAUAAAGACUCUAAUAACAAAGAUGAUUCUGGUAAAUCUUGAUGAAAGAUAUUUUCCUAAAUAUACAGUCCGUCAGGAAGUAUGUGGAUGUGUCACAAAUGUCUACAGAUGUACAGAGUUGUGUCAAGACUGUACACCAAUAAAAAGAGUUACUUCACAAGUGAAUGUUAGACAUACAGAGUUUUGUGUGGAAUAUCAUACUUUGCUGUGGCAGCAGAUUUACUGUGAUUGUAGCCAUUCUUUGUUCUAGUUUUUGUAUUUUGUAUAAGUAUGUCAUUAUUUGUCAAGAUAUUUAUGUUCAAGAUCAUAGUGUAAGUCUUUUGGAAAGUUUGUGUUGUUUGUUGGUGUCUUUUUUAGCUGCUCUGAUUUUUGAAAAAAUUCUAUGAGGUAUUGUUGUCACUUGAUCACCAGCAUUGGCGUUGGUUAAAAUUUCUGUUUAGGUCCAUCUAUUUUCAAAAACUAUAAGGGUGCCUCCAUGGCUGAGUGGUUAAAGUCGCUGACUUCAAAUCACUUGCCCCUCAUCGAUGUGGGUUUGAACUUCACUCAGGGCGUUGAAUUCUUCAUGUGAGGAAGCCAUCCAGCUGGCUAACGGAAGAUCCAUGCUUCUGCCAAGAUGCCCGCUCGUGAUAAAAUAAUGCAAGGAGGGGCACCUGGGGUCUUUCACCACCAUCAAAGCUGGAAAGUUGCUAUAUGACCUAAAUUGUGUCUGUGCGACAUAAAACCCAACAAAACAAAACUAACAAAAACUAGAGCUGCUUUUGAGAAAAGCGCAUGUCUCCCACAACUGCCUGAUCAUUUAAAUAGUAAGUCAGUCUUUAUAUACUGUUUACUUAGAGCACAUGCACAUAAAGGACCCCAAAACUCCUAUACUACUAGAGCGCAUGCGCAUUUUUGGUACCAAAAGAACGCCUAUACUACUUGUGAAAGUAGUAUAGGGUUCCGUUUUGUGUCAAAAAUGUGCAAGAAAUCAGAGCGUUUUUUGGUAAUUCAGGGGCCAUAAUUCUGAAGUGCCUGGGCCUAUUUGGCUAGUUAUCGAACUUGGCUGAGCACUUAUUGGCAAACACAUUUUGUUCAAGUUUGGUGAAGAUCGAAUGAGAAAUGUUUGACUUAGAGUGCGGACAAGCUUUGUUUCAGACACACACAGCUUUGUUUCAGACACACACACACACACAGACAGACACACAGACAGGAGUAAAUCAAUAUGUCUCCCUCACCACUGUGUUGGGAGACAUAACUAUAAGAGCUACAGCUUUGAAACUUUGACACUUAUUUAUCAUCUUCAGUUAAUUAUCUAGGCCAAGAACCAUUACCUUGAUAUGCAUUUUGUCAUAACUAUGGCCCAUUUUGUAAUUAGGAAGUUUGAGUGUCUUGGUUAAAAUUUUUGUUUAGGUCUACUUUUUCCAAAAACACUGUAGGAGCUACAGCUUUGAAACUUUGCACACUUGUUUAUCAUUAUUAGAUGCAUUUUUAGCUCACCUGUCACAUAGUGACAAGGUGAGCUUUUGUGAUCACCCUUCAUCCGUCGUCAGUCCGUCCAUGCGUCAACAAUUUCUUGUCUGCACGAUAGUGGUUUCAUUUAUGAUUUUAUUUUAACCAAACUUGCACACAACUUAUAUCACCAUAAGAUCACGGUUCCUUUCUUGAACUGGCCAGAUCCCAUUAUGGGUUCCAGAGUUAUGGCCCCUGAAAGGGCCAAAAUUAGCUAUUUUGACCUUGUCUGCACAAUAGCAACUUCAUUUAUGAUUUGAAUUUAAUCAAACUUGCACAAAACUUGUGUCACCAUAAGAUCUCAGUUCCUUACUUGAACCGGCCAGAUCCCAUAAUGGGUUCCAGAGUUAUGGCCCCUGAAAGCGCCAGAAUUAGCUAUUUUGACCUUGUCUGCACAAUAGCAGCUUCAUUUAGGAUUUGAUUUUAACCAAACUUGCACACAACUUGUGUGACCACAAGAUCUUGCUUCCUUUCUUGAACUGGCCAGAUUCCAUCAUAGGUUCCAGAGUUAUGGCCCCUUCAUUUAUGGUUUUAUUUGAUACAAACUUCCAAAAUAUCUUCAACAACAAUAAAUCUUGGAUUCCAUGACAAAUCAGAUCCAAUCGUAGGUUCCAGAGUUAUUUUAUAUCUCAUUACCUCCCCUGAUUGUAAUCAAAAUGGAUUUAUAUCAGUAAGUACUUAUAGGACUUAUUUGAAAUUUCAUUACUGUUAUUAGUUGGACUGAGACAAUCAGGGUAGAUAACUAUGGACUGAUUUUAUGUCAAAUUACCUCCCUUUAUUUCAAAUUAAAAUUGGUAUAUCUCGGUAAUUAAUGAAGAUAUUGAUCUGAAAUUUCAUUUAUGUCAACAGAUUUAUUUGGCAGAUCCUUCUUUUGUUCACUUACAAUAUUUAUUUUUUUUAAUUACUUCCCUUUUACGCUACUAUGAAUGGCUUAUUUUUAGUAACUUUUUUAUUAUUGGCCGUAGGGAAAAACCAAGACCACUUUUCUGUGGUACAACAUGGAUGGUACCUCCAAUUUUUAGGUGUAUUUUGACAUAUCUAUACCUUGUAAGAAUUUUUUUUUCUUUUUGGUUAAAUUUCUUCCCUUUGUUGUUCCUGUCCUUUGGACUUAGAUAUUUUUUCUGAGGGCCUUCUUGUCCUUAAGUGCAAUGAUAACAGGGAGAGUGAUAUAGGGCCAUCAUGGCCCUCUUGUAUUAGAAUUAUGGCCCUUUUUGUACUUGGGUAAUCUGACUUAUAACUCUUUCCUUACAACUUGUUCAGCACUUGCAGACGAGCGAUGGCACCUGUAUGAGGUGCUCUUGUUGGAUCUUUUCUAUAAAAAACAAUUAUAUUACUUAUAUUUUGUAUCUAAUAUGGAAAUGUUUGUGCUUGUAGUAUUGAAUUCUAAACAGUUUUUGUUUUUUA